AUGCUCAAGAGCCAGAACCGUAGAGUUAAGUGGCUUUGUGAAUUAGCCCACAAAUACCGGAAAAUGCUAGCGCUUGAGAGCUCAUUGAACAUCUCCACUUCCAUUUCAGGGAUGAGUGUCACCUCUGAAGAUAAUCUGAGUUCUAAUGCAAAUGUGGUCGUUGAGCCUAUUAUGGAUAUUGCUGAGGUGUCUAUUGACAAAGAGGUUGAAGAUGAUUGUUUUCCUGAGACGUCCUUAGAGGCUCCGUCCUCAGAACUUUUUGAAGCACUCUGCUUGAAAGGCCUGCCUCAACGGUUCCAUAUGCCAGCACCCAGAACGCUUUGUAGACCAUCAGCUCUGAGGUGGACCAAGCCCUGCUGCACCAGAUCAUGUAAUGAGACUCUGGAGCACAUCAUCACCAUCCAUUAUUCAGAAUGUCAGAAGUCAUAUUCUGUGAGCAACCAAACUUCAAUUAUUGUUGCCUGGGGUGGAGAGUCUCUUAAAGAAACUCAUGCCUGUCUAAGAAGCCAGGUUUUGCCUAAAUGCCAAGCUUGA
This is a messenger RNA of Python bivittatus (Burmese python), 534 nucleotides long. The record is from RefSeq and is a predicted model, not a curated record. NCBI's taxonomy places the organism in Eukaryota, Metazoa, Chordata, Lepidosauria, Squamata, Pythonidae.